UUUCAGAAAUUUGAUAAAAUAGUCCUUUGUAAACACACAUAAAACAUUUAUCUUUCGACCCUACUCCAUCCCUCCAAGAUUCAGAAACUCUCAGUGAGUAUUCUUACGUUGGGGGCCAGGACACAGACAAGGACAGGAGCGGGGAGGGGAAAUUGACAUGUGUUCUGGGCAGGGUUUGAGGUUUUUGAACUUUUUCUACAAGGAACAGAGUGCAUGCUGCUACAUUUCCUAAUCGUGAACUGAAGUGAGCUGGUCACCAUGCGGCUACUCCUGGCUCUUGCUGUCCUCCUGGUUUUGGAUUCUUCAGUUCAAGGUUGUCCUGUGCAGAGAGCCAGGUACCAGUGGGUUUGCUGCAGUCCUGACAGUAAUUCUGCAAACCGCAUGGAUGAGAAGGGGCCAACAUUCAACCUACUUCCUGGUGAAUCCAACAGAAUCCUUCCUCCAAGGACUGACCCUGCUUCAAUGACAAGAUCCCAGAACUUGAAUGAUGUCUUCCCUCUUUCUGAGGGCUAUUUUGGAUCUGGCUCUGGCUCUGGAUCAGGAUCUGGAAGUGGCUUCUUAACUGAAACUGAACAGGAAUACCAAGCAGUAGAUGAGAGUGUUUUUUAUUACAACUUUAGGCCUCUCAAGAGAAAUCUGCCAUCAGACAAUCAGGACUGGGGCCAAGAUGGACCAGAAGAGGAUUUUAUUAUAUGAAAGAGAGGGUUUCCCAUCUUCAUGUCAGGCAAUACAUCCAGUAUAUUUUAUGUACCAUAGUUAAAUGAUUAAUUUUAGAACAAAGUUUUAUAGAAAUUUUAAAACAUCUGAAAAAGAAGUUUAGGUUUUAUCACC
Molecule: messenger RNA, 831 nt
Organism: Zalophus californianus (California sea lion)
Lineage: Eukaryota; Metazoa; Chordata; Mammalia; Carnivora; Otariidae
Product: serglycin-like
Biological process (GO): negative regulation of bone mineralization; secretory granule organization
Cellular component (GO): secretory granule
Source: RefSeq, a predicted model, not a curated record